CAGCGCAGCGAGAGAUAUUUCCUAACUUUCCAUAGCGAUUAAUGUCUCCACUUAUGUUAGUAUGAUGUUAAUUCAACGAUACAUUAGUCUUGCACACCGAUGCGUCAUAUCGCCAGCUUUCGUCGUUUGAUAAUGCGUACUUCCAUCUAAACAGAUUGUAUGAAGGAAGAUCCUGGCUCACGGUUUUCUUUCAAUCAUCAAGGAAAUAGUAAAUGGUAUACGGAGUGGAAAUCUUUUCGGACUAGGAUUUCACCAGAAACUAUUAAACUUUCAGCUAAAAAGAAAUACCAUCUGAUAUAUGAUUCUGAGCAACAUGGAGACCUUGGAGGAUAGAAAGAACGCAAUGGAGGAUUCCGGGGAUCCGAGGAAAAAUUCAGAGGCAGUAGAUACAGAGAAAGACAAAAAUGCUAAUGAAUCUGGCAAGAAAUCGAACAAAAUAAACAAUUUGACUGAUGCUCUAGAGCAAAGUGAAGACUUAGAAUCAAAGACAGAUGUGAAUACAUCAAAGGAUAACAUCAGCAAUGAGUCUGAUGUCAAAAGCCGCAAACAAUCUGCUAAAAACGAUAGUGGAAUUCAAGCAGAAUCGCAAGAUAAUAACAGUGUUGAAAACAGACUUGAUAGCAAGGAGCCUGAUGUCUCUAAAAGUACAAGUGAGGAAACACGGGCCUCAGAAACAAAAUCAUCUUUAUCUCUUGUUAAAGACGUCAAGAUCAAUGGAGAAGAGAUUAAAGGGGAAAGUGCGGCUAAGGAGGGCAGGAGAAAACGGAGAAUGUCAAGGUUAGUAGAUACCUUUCUACAAGGUAGAGAUUCUUCGAUAGAAAAGAGCGAAAGGCUUAACAAACGCAAGCGAUCUAGGAGUGACGAAGAUAAAUUCUGCUGGAGAUGUCACAAAGAAUCUGUUGACAGCCAUUGUACCGCGUGUCCACGUUCCUGGCAUCGCCGAUGCAUGGGUGGAGGUCCACAACCGACACCGCAAAAUUGGAUUUGCGGCGAGUGUGCUACUAUUUUAAAAGCAGAAAAUGCAGAAACACGCUCACCGGCGAUGGCUCAAUUGACUGUUGAACAGCUCUGUACACUACUGAGACAUGUAGUUGGAAGAAUGCGCGAUUAUCCAGGGUCGGAGCCAUUUUGGAAGGCGGUGGAUCUCAACGAAGUUCCCAACUAUUUGGACUAUGUUGUUAAGCCAAUGGACUUGAGUCUAUUAGAAUCCAAUGUCCGUGCAAAACUUUAUGGUAGCACGGAGGCAUUUAUGGCGGACGCUAAGUGGAUACAGCAUAACUGCAUUGUGUUCAAUACUUGUGGAGGCGUUUACACAGAUACCUCUAAAUUAACAAAUGCUGCUAGGCAGAUCAUAAAAGCUGCCAGGCAAGAGGUGUCUGAGAUUGAAGCCUGUUCUGAUUGUUAUGGACAUGCGCGAAACCUUCCCAGACCUCAACCCUCUUGGUUCAUUGAACCCUGCCGAAGGCCUCAUCCACUUGUUUGGGCGAAACUAAAGGGAUUCCCAUUUUGGCCAGCCAAAGCCAUGUCUCGCAUAAAUGGCCAAGGGCAUGUGGACGUGCGAUUUUUUGGAGCUCAUGAUCGGGCUUGGGUACCAAUUCGUGAUCUAUAUUUAUAUUCCGAAGAUCCGCCUGCACCACUCCCUCGUAAACGAAAAGCAGAUAUGGACGAAUGUGUUCGUGAAAUAACGCGCCAUUGUCGAAAGCUGGAGUUGGCAUUUGGACAGUUUAAAUUUGCACCACCGAAAAUACAGUACAAUCCGAGAGAUCCGUUGCAGAUAAAACUAAUGCUACCUAAUUAUGAUCCUCUUCAGCCCAGCACUCCUACUGUAAUAUCUCCCAACACUUCACCCCGAAGAAAACCACCCCUGAGAAAGCGAGGUUUUCAUCUCAAGAAGAAAUCAUCUUCUGAGGAGUCAACGACAAACAAUGCUUCUGAUUUCGCUAAUGAUUCAACACCACCUCGGGGUGAUUCGGAUAACGAUUGUGAAAAAUAUAUCGAAGCAUCCAGAAUACCUAAGGUGUCACUGUCCAACAAGCUCAAUAAAUCCAAGUUGCCACCACUUGCUAAAUCUAAUGAAAAUCAAAAAGUGCUCCACAAAUCAUCCGAUAAUGGAAAUUUUCAUAAGAAGAAAGGCAAGAUGAAUCAUAAUCGAAGUAAUACUUCAAACAACAGCGAAAACUUGGAUGAUAGUGUGAAAACAGACGAUGACACUCAACUAGAGCAAAGACAUCAAUAUCAAAGAGGAUGGGAUGUAAAUAACAGUAGCGACGGACGUAGCAGUUCUGAAAACGAAGUCUCACUCGAAAUAAGAAAAUCCUCAAAUUUCGGUAGCGUUAUAUCACAUAAAGGAGAGGAUGAUGCUCAAGCAAAUAAUACAAAAGCUCAUAAUAAUCUAUGUAAUGAAACGAGAUCUGUACAAGAUUUGAAAAUCAAAGUCAAAAACAGUCCAAAACUCAAUAAAAAUCCUAGAGUCUAUAAGCCAAAAACUAGAAUGGUGAAUCAAGUUAAUGCGGAGCGAGCAAAAGCCACAGCCUCAAAUGAGCAAAAAGAAUUGGUUGAAUGCACAGAAAAUAUUAAUUCUCGUCAGGAUCAACCGUUAAUUAGGCUUCUAGUACCUGCAAAUAGUGGUACAAAAUCUACUGCCACUGUGAGUGAUAUUUUUAUAAGUAAGGCUGUUACUAUAGCUAAUUCUGUGUCCGUCCCUAAGAACCCUAUGAACAGUGUUAGUAAAUCUGUUUAUAAUUCAAACUUGAUUACUGCCACUACUGUUAGUCCAUCAAGUACAAUAACAUCAGCUUCAAAUGCAGAUCCUAUUGCAUCACCCUCAAUGGGUUCGAUUUUUUUAACAAAUAUCAACCUACUGGAAUCCACAAAGCAAAUGAAUUCGACAAAGGACUGUUUAAGCAUAAGUGAAGAAACAGCAAUGAUUAAACAAGAGCCGAAAGAUCAACCACAACAUCAUACACCAAAAAAGGAGUCUAAGGCACGUAAAUCCUUUCUUAACAAACCUCCAAUGUUUCCUCAAAUUUCGCCAACAUCCCCGCCUAAAGCUCCAGCAAGUCCACCCGAUGCAAUGGUUUAUAUUCCGGGACACAGGACAGAAAGUGAACAUGAUCACUCGCUGCUACCUCCGGAGGCAGGACCUCUUAGUGCGCAGCUUCACCGAGGUGGUCAGGAAUUAGCCAAGCGAAUGGCAGAGUUAAUGGAAGAAGCACUAGCUGAAGCAGCUGAAAUAAAUUCCAGUAACUCAGAUAACUGUGGAACCAAUCAACGUGCUACGGUGCACUAUCUCAAACUGCAGAUUGAACGCAUGAGGUGGCAGCAUCAACAGCACCUAGCUGAAUUGAAGCACAACACAGAUCUGACACUGAGAGAAAUGAGAGCUAGUUUAGAGGCUGAAAGGUAUCGGGCCAUUGAAGAAACUAAGCGAGAGGCUGAGGAAGAGAAAUUAAGAAGUAUCGAGGAAACAAAACGGAAGCAGUGGUGUGCAUUGUGUGGAAACGAAGCAUUAUUUUACUGCUGUUGGAAUACAGCAUAUUGUGACUAUCCUUGCCAGCAAGCUCAUUGGUCUACUCAUAUGAGAACGUGUGCGCAAAAUCCACCAUCAAGUACCAUUAUUACGGCAACUGCGAAUGUCAGUCAACAACAGGUGAUGCCUAGGCUUGUAAUUACUUCGCCACACGCGUCAUCUAACGUUUGGGGGGCCUAGAACUGAAAUUAGUGAAAGUUCUCAGAUUCACUGCUUUAUGAGAAUUAAAUGAACAUCCACUUAGAAAUUAUUGAUGUUAUUAUGCUAACUUAUGCUCUCAAAUAUAAAUAUAGUAUAUAAUAAUACAUUUAGGAAUCUGUGGAUAGAAGUUAUAGUGGGUAAUUAACUACGAUUUUUAUAUGCUAAAAAUAAAAUGUAUUAUUUUGUGACGAUAAUAAUAAGUGAUAUCAUUAAGACAGAUAAUUUUUGUAAAUCAAGGCCGUGAUCAAGGAUAAUUACCAAAUGUUUGACACGUGCCCAAUAGUUGCAAAAUAUUGAUUUCGUUAGAAAUCAUUAACGUAUAGACGAUUCUUUUGAUUAUUAGUUUUUAACGACUUGUAUUUCCCAUAAAUCGGUUUGAGUAAUUAAUAAUGCAACGACCUCGUUAAACAAGGAGUGUAUAUACCAAAUUUGGGUAGUUCAAAUAUUUAUAGAUCUUAUUUAAACCAGUUUUGCGCUGAACACUGUGCUGUAAAGGAGUUAUAAGUUGUAUAAAUUCUUACACUGUAGCGUACCACCAUUAGCCCCUUAUAUUGGAUAGUUUAUUGUAAAUGAAUGAAACUUGUCAGGCGUAUUGCAAAAAAAAAAAACAUUACAAUUUUUAUCAUUUCAGUGAAAGUGUCAAAAGUUAUGAAUAAUGCCGAAUAAUAACCAAUCUCUUCACCAAGUCUUUAAAAUCAGGCAAUCAAUAGUAGUGAACUGAAAACAAAAUUUGAUGUAACAAAAUGUCAAAACGUAUUCGAAUACGGAUAUCUCUCAUUAACUUACUUGGCCAAAUAAAUUCUCUGAGUAUUAAAGAUCCAAAUAUUUUAUUACAAGUUGGGGUAAGUUUACAAUCUGAAACUAGUAUUAGAAUUCACGAAGAUAUUUUAUAUUCAAUAUUACCAAUGUUGUUGCACAGGUGCGUUGUUCAGAAAAACUUUAGCGUCCUUAUUGCGUAAAGCGGCUACAAAUUUUGUUUUCUAUAUUUUUAUCGACAUAUCUAAUAUGUGGAUUACAGUUUUAGCAAAGCAGAAUUUAACCAUAGUUGAUUUUUUUUAUUAUUCUGUACAAACUCUUAAAACAUUCGAAAUAUAGAUCGUAUCAGUUAAUGCAAUGUAAAAUGAUGACAUGAAUUUAGAAUCAGUCUUACGAGAUAAUACUUGGGCUGUUGCAAUAAAAAUAAAUGUUUACAUUCAUUAAAGUUAUUCUUUCAUUUUAUUUAUAUCAUUAUUUUUAGUUAAUGGUUUGAAUUUAAAUAACUGCUUACUGGUUCAUUGUUGUUGGAUCUUCCAAAGUGUUUAGCAAUUGAAUUAUAAUACGUAUUUUAAUAUUUCUCUAUAAUUCUUGAGUGGUCCUAAUUAAUCAUAUGGCUCUGUUCACAAUAUUCAUUCUCUCCAAAAUGAUGAGUUCAGGCUUAUGUAAACCACUAGACAUGCCCGACAAAUCAAGUAAUUAAAUUGAGGCAUCGGCAAAGUAUGCAACCCGAAUUAAUGGAAAAUAUUGCAUGGAAGUUAGGAAUAGUUGAGGGGUUCGUAAGUGUGUUGUAAAGGAAAUUAGUAAUAUGUACCUAAUGAGAUUUGUACAAAUAAUUGAGUGUCAGAUUUUUCAUCUGACAUGUAAGAAUGAUUAUACUUCUACUGAUAAAAUCUAAGCAAGCUUGCAGAUCCAGGACUCACCCUCUUCUAUCAAAGUUGACUUCUUUACUUACAAUUCGGAAUAUGUGGUAAGGUCACAAAAAAUGCGCGCCAAUGAGGUGUAUAUUUUGACACGAGCAGAUAUACUGUUAAUCUUAAGUAAACUAUGUUUCUAUUAGAUUGACAAAUAGAAAAUGUGCGUAUAAAAUUUCGUUAAUGUUGAUAUUCUUAGCAUAUACUGUAUGUAAUUAGUACUUCAUCAAGUUUUUGUGAAAAAUCGCUGUGUAUUUAAGCUUAUUGGAAAACUUUAAUAUUGUGAAGUACUUAAAUAAUUAAACAUUUGUAAAUUAUUCGCUACAAUAGUUAUCAAUGAGUUAUUCAAUUAUAAAUUUACAGCAAUGUAAGAAUUGAUCAAGUAACGAAGAUAAUAGUCAUUUUGAUAAACACAAUGACGAACACGCUGUUCUACUUCAAUUAGUGUGCAUGCGCGAGAUUAUCACUGGUAACAGCUUUCUCUUUUGCCGAUUGUACAUAAUCCCCAGUAGUGUAUUAAUUAUGAAUAAUUCAUU
Messenger RNA from Diprion similis, 5933 nucleotides. It is a transcript of the gene Zmynd8, whose product is annotated as protein kinase C-binding protein 1. The record is from RefSeq and is a predicted model, not a curated record. Gene Ontology annotation, molecular function: protein binding. Lineage: Eukaryota; Metazoa; Arthropoda; Insecta; Hymenoptera; Diprionidae. Gene Ontology annotation, biological process: regulation of DNA-templated transcription. The transcript has 7 exons. Bases 299 to 3709 code for a protein of 1136 amino acids.